UUAUUAAGAAAAGAUGAUGAAUCUAACGAGAGAGGAGCGUGAAAGUCGGCCGAUAGCCAACACGCGUUGUGAUCUUUCUCAUCUUGAUUUGUUAUGUGUCCCUUAUGUAGUCCUAUUAUAAUCCUUACAGGGGGCUGUUUUUGAAUAACGUCAAAAUUGUUAUGAAUAUCAUAUAUUAUUCAAUUAGUAUGAGAAGAAAAAUACGCAAAAAGAUUUGACUAGGGUUUUCGUCCUUUGGUUAUGGCAACUCCCUAUCAGAGGUCAAGACCCCACCGUGAGCACUCCGGGAGAUCAUAGACAAGAUGUUAAUUUUGUUUUAUGUGCCCGUAAUCUUGCCAGAAAAGAUCUAUUUCGCCUACCGGAUCCUUUUGCUAAAAUAACUGUUGAUGGUUCAGGUCAGUGUCAUAGUACACAUACAUGCAAGGCAACUCUAGAUCCCAUGUGGAAUCAACAUUAUGAUCUAUACAUUGGAAAAGAUGAUGGUAUUACUAUAUCAGUUUGGAAUCAUAAAAAAAUCCAUAAAAAAAAAGGUGGAGGAUUUUUAGGAUGUGUACGAAUAUUAUCCAAUACAAUUCAAAGACUCAAGGAUACAGGAUAUCAACGAUUAGAUCUUUGCAAAGCACAUUCAGAUGACACAGAUGUAGUUAAAGGAGAAGUUGUAGUAUCUCUUUUAUCACGAGACGGUCAUAAUGGUGCUGUGAGUAAUACAGUGGGUCAUAAUGCAGUUGUUGAUGUUCUUGGAGAUCUGAGUUGUCCAACUGAUUUACCAGAUGGAUGGGAAGAAAGAAGAACUCGAAGUGGUCGACUUUAUUAUGUUAACCAUUAUACUAGAACUACACAAUGGAUUCGUCCAAAUGCACGACCUACCAAUGGUAUAAUACCAACUACACCUGAACCACCACCAUUACCUUCUUCUGAACCUACUUCUCCCAGUGGCAGUGGAAGUCCUCCUAAUUUAAGAACUGAAAGUCCUACCAGGUGCGCACCUGAAUGGAGUGGAGAUGGAACACCUAGUAGAACACCUAGCAGAGAUAGUUCUACUCCAAACACUCCAAGAAAUACGCCUACUCAACAGCAAAAUAGAAAUACACAACAAAAUCAACAUAAUACAAGAAAUGUAACACCUGCUUCAUCAAGAGAACGGCGACCAAUUAGAGCAAGUGAUGAACAAAAUGGUAAUCAAAAUGGAAAUGUUAGAUCAGAUCGUAGUAUUAACAAUGCUCAACCACGAAGGCCUAAUCGAAGUAAUAGAAAUAGAAAUAGUGUAAUGAUUAAUAAUGAAAGGAGAUAUGAUCCUCCGCAACCACCAGAUUUACCAAGAGGUUAUGAAAUGAGAAAAACGCAACAAGGUCAAGUGUACUUUUAUCAUGUACCAACGGGAUCGUCUACGUGGCACGAUCCUAGAAUACCUCGUGAUUUACCAGCAAAUGAAUUAGCAAAUGAACUUGGACCAUUACCGAGCGGAUGGGAAAUGCGACAGACCCAAAGUGGUCGUGUUUAUUUUGUAGAUCAUAAUAAUAGAACUACACAAUUUACUGAUCCAAGAUUAUCCAGUCAAAUUAUAAGCAAUUUAUUAAAUAGACGACAAAAUAGUACUAAUCAAACCACGAGUAAUUCAAAUAAUUCGGCAACUAUAAAUGAAUCUACAGAAAUAGAGACACCUGCAUCUCCAAGUAUUCAAUGCAAUAUUGUGCAGCAAAGAUCGAGAACAGAGAAUGGAAGUAAUAAUAACUCCCCAACAUUGGAAAAUACGUCAGCUCAAAAUGCUCAAACUGUAUCAGAAUUACCAAAGGAACUAAUGGAUAAUGAACUUUUGCCGAAAUAUAAACGAGAUUUAGUGGCAAAAUUAAAAUGUUUGAGAGCAGAAUUAAAUGCUCUUCAACCUCAAAGUGGACAUUGUAGACUUGAGGUAUCAAGAAAUGAAAUAUUUGAAGAGUCAUAUAGAUUAAUAAUGAAAAUGCGACCAAAAGACAUGCGAAAAAGACUUAUGGUAAAAUUCCGAGGUGAAGAAGGUCUCGAUUAUGGUGGAGUAGCUAGAGAAUGGCUAUAUUUAUUAUCACACGAAAUGUUAAAUCCACAAUAUGGACUUUUCCAAUAUUCGAGAGAUGAUAAUUAUACACUUCAAAUUAAUCCAGAUUCGGGAAUAAAUCCAGAACAUUUAUCGUACUUCCAUUUUGCUGGCAGAAUUAUAGGAAUUGCUGUUUUUCAUGGUCAUCAUAUAGAUGGGGGUUUUACAACUCCAUUUUAUAAAAUGUUGCUUAAUAAAGCAAUUACUCUUACUGAUAUAGAAGGAGUUGAUCCAGAAUUACAUAGAAGUCUUACAUGGAUGUUAGAAAAUAGUAUAGAUGGAGUAUUAGAUGCUACGUUUUCGGUAGAACAUAGUAGUUUUGGAGUGUUAAAAAAUCAUGAACUUAAGCCAGGUGGUAAAGACAUUCCUGUAACUGAGGAAAAUAAAAAAGAAUAUGUUCGUUUAUACGUAAACUAUCGUUUUAUGCGAGGAAUUGAACAACAAUUUCUGGCAUUACAAAAAGGAUUCCAUGAAUUAAUUCCACCUCAGCUAUUAAGACCUUUUGAUGAAAGAGAAUUAGAAUUGGUUAUUGGUGGUUUAGGAACUAUCGAUAUUAAUGAUUGGAAGAUGCAUACACGAUUGAAACAUUGUACACCUGAUACACCAGUAGUAAAAUGGUUUUGGCAAAUAGUAGAAUCUUAUGGAGAAGAAAUGCGAGCUCGAUUACUCCAAUUUGUUACUGGAAGUUCUCGAGUUCCUUUGCAAGGUUUCAAAGCUUUACAAGGAUCUACAGGAGCCGCUGGUCCACGAUUAUUUACAAUUCAUGCUGUCGAUGCGCCAAGUGAAAAUUUACCAAAAGCGCAUACCUGUUUCAAUAGAAUAGAUAUUCCAGAAAGUUAUCCAAGUUAUCAAAAAAUGCUUGAUAAACUUACACAAGCAGUUGAAGAAACUUGUGGUUUCGCUGUUGAAUAAUAGGAAAUAUUUGUCGACAAAUUUUACUGUCGUUAAAUUAAAAAUAAACUUUUGAAGUACCAAGAGAUGUUAUGUAUGAGAAUAUGCAAAGAGUUAGUAUUAUAGAAUGAAAAUGUUAAUACGUAAAAAGUCAGAAAUAAUCUGACAAUGUUUUGUACAAAUGAUAAAAUGGCCUUGAUGGUUAUAAUGACUUCUAAGUGAUUGUCGAUUGGUACAUUAUGUGAACAUUCUUGUGAUUUACACACUUCGUCCAUGAAGAUUUUAAUGAAUGGUUCCUCAGAAGUUUUGAUUAUAUUGGUCUUUAACUAUUUAUUAUUCAAUGACUGAUAGAGAUGUGCAAAAAUUAUAAUUUCAUUGAGGUAAAUAUUGAUUGGCCUAAACUUUUAUUUUAUUUAUAUUAAUCGCGUUUUCCAUCUUAACUUUAGAAUCAAUAAUUUACUUAUUAUUUAAGAUUAUCAUCAAAGAAUUAACUUUAUUAUUUUCGAUAAAAAAAUAUAAAAAUCAUGCAUGCACAAAUAUGUAUGGAAAAUGAAUUCUUUCAUAUAAUGAAAAACAUUGUUCAAUCAAAAUACAUUCAUGUUAAUAUUUUAUAUUAAAUAAAAAUAUUAAAAAAAAAGAAAGCAUAAAGAAAGCAAAAAAUAAAACAAUUAUUUAAAAAUCUCAAAACAAAAAUCUACAAUAUUAUCUGCAAUGAAUUUUAAAUCAAUGAAACAAUGUAUUUCAUUUUCGAAAGCUUUCAAUUUCUGUUUAAUCAAAUGUAAUUACAAUAUGCACAGUCAAUUAAUUCUAUAUUAACAAUUUUUAAAAUAAUAGAAUUUAGUAAUGAAUUAAAAGUAUAUACUCAAAUUCAUGUUAUUAUAGUCAAAUAUUGAUUAAAAGAGUAGUGUGUGCUGGGAAUUUAGUAUUUUAUAAUAUAUUAUUUCAAAUUAAUAUCAUUGCAACUAAGAAAAAAAUAUAAAUUUCGUAUAUAUCAUAAAUAUGCAAGUGUUUAAGAUUCUAAGAAUAAAUUUGAUAAAUAUUUUUAAUAUUUAAGUUCAUGCUGAUUUUUACAUAAUUAAUUUUGAUUAAAUCGAUCAUAUUGAUUCAAGAUUAUUAAACAAAAUAUUAAAUUAAUUUAAUUGAAAUUAACAAAAAAAAUAUUUUUAUCGGUUGUGAAGAAGAAUGAUAUGAAUAGUCUCAGUAUUAAAAAUUAUUAUCAUUGAUAUAUGAACACUUGCUUCGAGGAACUUUGUAAUGUAAUCAGCAAAUUUUAUUGUUGCAGCACAAUUUAAAUUGUGCGAAAAUUAUUGUUGCUUGUUUAGAAAUUAAUAGUACCGAAUGCGUUAACAAUAUGUAAAUAGUAUAAUGUUUAAUAUAAAAUUAACUCGAGCGUAAAAUGUGUGAACCAUAUAAUUGGUUUUUGCACAAUAAAAACGCAUCGGUUCUAACGUAGACUAAAUCGUGAAUUGUGUACAUUAGCUUUAAUUUAAAAAAAUUGAACACAUAUUUAAGGAAAGAGUUUAUUCGAUUAGUUUAUGUAAAGUUAAAAGUUUUAUUCGAAUUGACUCUUUUUGUUAUAGAAGACCAUAAAAUAAUAUCUAUACUUUACUAGCUUUCAGUAAAGCAUAGAGAAAGACAUUUAUUUAUCACAACAACCUAUUCAUUUAGUCUCUAGCAUUUACUUUUAUUGUAAAAAAUAUCUAACUGCUAAUAGCACCAAUCAUUAUUUUGUAUUAUUAUUGCAUUAUUGUAUUUUAUUCUGCACGUAACUGUGAUCAAACAUAUCGAGAAAGAGAAGUAGUGGGAGACACUUAUGUAGAAUUUAUUUUAAAUAUAUUUGUCUACUUGUGCUUUUUUAAACAUUUAUAUCAAAAUGUGUUUUAAUAAUUUUAUUUAAAAAAAAUCGUUGUAUUUUAUAUUUAAAUGUGCAAAAGUAUCACCCGUUUUCGGUUUUGAAAUACGGUCUGAUUACUUUGCUCUCGCUUGUUUUGAAAAUUUUACUAUUAAUUUCAUUAAUUAUCAAUAAAAUUGGUAAUGAAACAAUGAUAUAAUAUAUUAUUCUUUGCAUAUUGAAUGAUAUAUAAUAAUAAACGAAGCAAUUAUUUUAUUUAAAUGAUAAAAAUACAACAAUGAUAGCUAUCAUUUAAAUAAUAAUUAAAUAUAAGACAGUAUUAAAAUCCAUGAAUAAUAUUGUUGAUUUGAAAAUAUUGAAUCAUGCAAUAUUAUUCAUAUUUUUUUCAUUUUAUGAUACUAAUAUUAUAAGACUUAAUUCAAAUUUUUAAAAAGACUUAAAUUUAUCUUUAUCUUAGAUUUAAAUUUAUGUACAAUAUUUUUUAAAUUGAAUCAUUGAUAAGCACAAUAAGAGUCUCCCACAGUUCUAUUUUAAACUUUUUUUAAUUUUUAUUAUAUCUGAUGGGAAUAAAGGCCUUAAUAGUGCCUUGGAGUUGAUAUCAAUGAAAAAAAAAUAACACAAAUUUUAUGCCCAUCAUAUUUUGAAAUAAAAAAUAAUAUUGCAUGCAAUUUUAACAAAAACAAUUAUUAAUUUUGGAAAUGGUUUAAAAAUGGUCAUAUGUAAAUUUUAUGAAUAUAUGCAUAGAUUAUUAUAGAACAAAUGACUUUUAUAAUUAAAGAAAAAUAGAAAGGUCACCAUUUAGAAUAAAAAAGGCAAAUAUUGCCAAAGAAGUUUUAAAUUAUUCAUAUCUUUAAAUAUUUAUCACAUCUUAGAAACAUUUUUUAAUUCAUUAUCUUUUGCUAUUAAUAACAAGAAAGCAUAUAUAUAUGUAUAUGUAUAUUGAAAAUAAUACGUAUAAAUAUUUUAUAAAUAAAUGAUCUAUAAAUCGAUAAUGCAAUAAAUAGUAUCUUAAAAAAUUUUCAUUUAUAAACAUAUUUUACACAUGUAUAAUCCAAAAGAAUCUACAUUUAAUGUGAAUCAGAAGAAUUAUUCACACUUUUAACUACAUAUCGCGAUGUGCAAUUAAAUUUUGAUUAUUUUUUAUGUAAUUCAUUAAUAAAAAAUGCUUUUAAAGCCUUUCAACAGUCUAAUUAUACGAAAUUUAGCAGAAGACAAUAUUAAUAUGUAAGAUACAAAAUUUUAAAAUAAUUUAAUACAUAUCAUAUAAACUAAUUGUCACUGCGACAUAAGAUUUCAAAUAUGAACGUAAUUUUAAUUAAAUUCAAUAAUCAUUAAUAAUAUCAUGCAUUACGGGUAUAAAUGCUCUCUUGAAUUGUAUAAAUGUUAAAUUCAUAAUAAAAAUAUAUGGUGACCCGAUUUCAAAUUCCAAGUUAAAGUACAUUGUAUACUGUGCUCGGCAAUAAUAGAAUUUUAUUCUAUCAAAUAGCAGGAUAUUUUGCUAAUAUUUAUCGAUAUUCAUAAAAGAAUAAAUUUCCAAAGAUUGAAGAUAGAAAUUUUGCUUUCUUCAAAAAAUAAAAAAGGAAAAUCUUGAUAAUAAGGAAUCCUUUAUUUAUAAAUGUGUACACGGAUCUAAAAAAAUUCUGUACUAACAAGUUAUGCGCGAAAUUUAAAAAAAAAAUACGAAUAUGUUACACUGCAAUUAUUGUAUUAUUAUUAUUGCUAUUAUAAUCAUUGUUAUUAUCAUUAUUGCGCAAAAUCUUCGAAACACAAUUAUUGUAUAUAUAUCUUUUCCUUUUGUAUUUUGGAUGAAAUGUAUAUUUUAAUAAAAUAUCCAAAGUAUGAAUUUUUUUAA
Molecule: messenger RNA, 6663 nt
Organism: Apis cerana (Asiatic honeybee)
Lineage: Eukaryota; Metazoa; Arthropoda; Insecta; Hymenoptera; Apidae
Gene: Smurf
Product: SMAD specific E3 ubiquitin protein ligase
Biological process (GO): negative regulation of BMP signaling pathway; proteasome-mediated ubiquitin-dependent protein catabolic process; protein ubiquitination
Cellular component (GO): cytoplasm
Molecular function (GO): ubiquitin protein ligase activity; protein binding
Source: RefSeq, a predicted model, not a curated record